Dreissena polymorpha is the source of this 1019-nucleotide messenger RNA. RefSeq lists its product as uncharacterized. Bases 235 to 735 code for a protein of 166 amino acids. The record is from RefSeq and is a predicted model, not a curated record. NCBI's taxonomy places the organism in Eukaryota, Metazoa, Mollusca, Bivalvia, Myida, Dreissenidae. The transcript has 5 exons.
CAAAGGCAGCACAAAUUUCGAUCGAACGAGGAAACCGCCCGUUUUCUUUUAGAUCAUAUUUCCAGCUGUGGGAAGAAAGUAGAACAGAAAGCUACAACAAGCACUCCAUUCAAAACAAGACCAUCUGUUUUUGAACCUCCAGUAUCUGGAAUAUCUUCCAUUUCCAGUGAAGCAGAGAGUGUAACAACCAUAACUGCCACAGAAAGCAAAAGCUCCUCAGAUUAUGAUACCACAAUGACAGCACCUGGAACUGACCUCAGUCAUGCCGGUGGUACAGAGGUGAUAGGAACUUGUACCACGGUUCCUUCAGUGCGGAAAAAGGGCCAUGGAAUAACAUCCAACCCAAAGUUUGCCUCAUUCACAGACCCUUUUAACCUGUCCAUCAAUGUCACAAAUAUUGAGGAUGAGGAUGAAGAUGAAAACGACUCGGACUAUGAACCUAGUUUUAGCUUUGAAGCUGUCUUACCAGAUGAUGUUAACCAAAAGUAUGAGGAAGCAGCAUUUGAAGAAGAGGCAUUUGGAAAAGACGGUUGUGAUGAUGAUGCUGAUGCAGAAGAAGAGUCUGCAGAUGAUGACCCUUGUCCUGGCAUUCAAAGGCUAAAGACUGAGGCACACAGUGUGCACUUGAUAGGUUCCGCUGUCUGUUUUGCAUAUGUCUCGGCAAUCUUGUCUCUAGCCCGUAUUAAAGUGAUGUCCUGUUCAGUGACAGGGAACACAUUUGUCAAGGCUAGGUAACCCUACAAUUAAUGGUCGCUACUUUUUUAUCUAACACUGGGAAAAGUGGAAGACGCUGGGAGUAGACGGCUGUUUUAAAGUUGGUGGCAACCUUAAUUAAUUGUUGAUGUAAGGAGUCCCUAUUAGUUAGAUUGAUUUGAUGAAAUGGUGUCAAAUGAUGAUGUACCUUCAGUGCAUUUUUGUGUUUGAGUUAAGGGGUUUCAAGACCAGAGGAUACAUUAUUUUGUGAAUAAGGUUCAUUGCGAAAGGCAUAUGGUAUAGGAAGAUGCCAGGGCCAGUCAUAU